AUGGCAACAAGAAAUAUUUUUGCAUUAGUUUUAGUUUUUUACUUCUUUGCCAAAAGUGAGUGUUCCAUAGUAAAGCUCAACAAUGGGGGAUAUGAAGAUAUAGUUAUCGCCAUCAAUCCUAAUGUCAAGGAAGAUCUGCUGAUCAUUGAGAAUAUUAAGGAAAUGGUGAAAGAAGCUACAGAAGUUCUAUUUGAUGCGACAGACAAAAAGUUCUAUAUACGUGGUGUGAAGAUUUUGAUUCCCAAGUCCUGGUCUAAAAAAAAUUAUAAUAAACCCAAAACAGAAACCUAUGAUAAGGCAGAUAUUAUCAUCACUGAGCCUACCGUGCAGCAUGCGAAUGACCCUUACACACAACAGUAUGGAAAGUGUGGAGAACCAGGCAAAUACAUUCACCUUACACCUGAAUUUAUGACUGAUGACUGGCUUAUCUCAGCGUAUGGACCCCGAGGCAGAGUGUUUGUCCAUGAAUGGGCUCACCUCCGUUGGGGUGUUUUUGAUGAGUACAGCUCGGAUAAUCCUUUCUAUAUUACAGGGAAAAGUACUGUGGAGGCUACAAGGUGCUCUGCUGCCAUUUUAGGUGAAAACAAAAUUCAGAAAUGUCAAGGAACAUCCUGUAAGGUUUCUCCAUGUGACCCCGACCCCAAAACCGGACUCUUCGAAGCAGGUUGUCUUUUUGUGCCUGAGCAGUUUCAGUCUGUCCCAGAAUCAUUAAUGUACAUGCAGGCUCUUCCUAGUAUCAUUAAGUUCUGUAAUGGAAGUAACCACAACACCGAAGCUCCAAACAUGCAAAAUAAAAUGUGCAAUUCCAAUAGCAUAUGGGAUGUGAUCAUGAGCUCCGAUGAUAUGAAGUCCACAAAUACAAAUCCGGGCCUCAGUAUUCCUGUCCCCACAAUCACACUCCUGCAGUUUCCAGAUCGAGUGGUGACUUUAGUGCUGGACGUCUCUGGAAGCAUGGCUAGUUAUAAUCGUAUUGGACGUUUGUACCAGGCUGGAGAAGUUUUUCUCAUUCAGGUUAUUGAGAUUGAUACUUAUGUUGGAAUGGUGACAUUUUCAAGUUCUUCCACGGUUAAAUCCUCAUUAAUCCAAAUAAAAAGUGACGCACAUCGUCAGCAGCUAAAACGACUCCUUCCAACGACAGCGAGUGGAGGAACAAACAUAUGUCCUGGGCUUGAGGCAGGAAUUCAGGUAAAUAAAGGACUGUCUGGCUCAUCUGAUGGAACUGAAGUCAUAUUAGUAUCAGAUGGAGAAGACAAUUAUGAUACCAACCUUUGCGUCCCACGAAUCUUAGCGAGCGGUGCCAUAAUUCAUGUUGUAUUUCUCGGAGCUGCUGAAGAACCAAAACUAAAAGAGAUUGCAAAAGCUACAGGUGGAAAAACGAUUUUGUCCACAGAUAAAUUGGAUGCACAAGGUUUAAUUGAUGCCUUUAGUUCAAUUUCAGCUAGUGAUGGAGAUAUUACCAAACAGUCUAUACAGCUGGAAAGCACUGCCUCAAGCCUUCAACCUGCUAAAUGUCUGAAUGGCAUCGUUUUCAUUGACAGCACGGUGGGGAAUGACACUUUCUUUCUGGUAACUUGGCAAACUGCAGUACCGAAUAUUAAUUUGGAAGAUCCAAAAGGGUAUAUAUAUACAGCGGCACAGUUUGUCAAUGACACCACUUCUAAAUCAUCAAGGCUUGCCAUCCCAGGAACAGCAGAGAGAGGACCCUGGAAUUACAGUCUCUGCAAUUCCCGUAGUUCAGUUGAAACAUUAGGUUUAGUUGUGAAUUCUAAAGCUUCAGAUGCAAAAGUUUCUCCCAUUGUUGUAAAUGCUCAUAUGAACCAAGACACAAACCAGUUUCCCAACCCUAUGGUUAUCUAUGCAUCAGUAAGUCAAGGACUGAUGCCUGUGACCGGAGCAAAGGUUACUGCAAUGAUUGAACCUGUCAGUGGGGCCAUACUGACCCUAGAACUUCUGGAUAACGGAGCAGGUCCUGAUAUUAUGAAGAAUGAUGGAAUAUAUUCAAAAUACUUUACACAAUUCUCAGCAAAUGGAAGAUAUGGUUUAAAGGUGCAAGUGGAAAACAAUGCUAAGGGCAAGAGUCGAUUGGUCCUCCCCAAGAACCGCGCUCUCUAUGUUCCAGGAUAUAUAAUAAAUGGCACUGCGGUCAUGAACCCUCCACGCCCUGAAAUUGCUGAUGAAGACCUUAAUGUUGGAGAAUUCAGCAGAACAGCUUCAGGAGGAUCUUUUGUGGUAUCUAAUGUGCCCCCAGGUGGUCCUCCUCCUCAGCAAGAUCUCUAUAAACCUGAUACAAUAACUGAUUUAGAGGCAAAGAUCGAUAAUGAUACGAUUGUGUUAUCUUGGACUGCCACUGGUGAUGAUCUGGACCAGGGGAAUGCUUCAAGCUAUGACCUAAGAAUAAGCACAAACCCCAAUGAACUCAGAACCAACUUUGAUGGAUCAGCACUGGUCAACAUUGCCACUCUUACACCUUUACCCGCUGGAUCCAGAGAAACAUUCUCUUUUGUGCCACAAAAUGUUGUUAUAAAAAAUGGCACUGUCCUUUUCUUUGCUUUAGUUGCUGUUGAUAAAGUCGCUAAACGAUCAGAUGUAUCAAACAUAGCCCAGGCCGCUCUCCUUAUCCCCCCAACACCAGCUCCUACAACUGAAUCCACUACAACCAAACUGACCACUACUGAAUCCACUACAACCAAACUGACUGUUGAUCCCCCCUCUGAUGGACUGAACAUAACAGAAAUUACACUGAUAGUGUGCGCAGCUGUUGUUGCCAUCUGUAUCAUUAUAAGUAUUACUGUCUGCAUUGUCAGCUGUCAAAGAAGGAAACGUAAUCCAGAAGUGAGAGUAUGA
Bufo gargarizans (Asiatic toad) is the source of this 2844-nucleotide messenger RNA. Its product is annotated as calcium-activated chloride channel regulator 1-like. The record is from RefSeq and is a predicted model, not a curated record. The coding region runs from base 1 to 2844 and encodes 947 amino acids. Gene Ontology annotation, biological process: chloride transport. The transcript has 15 exons. Lineage: Eukaryota; Metazoa; Chordata; Amphibia; Anura; Bufonidae. Gene Ontology annotation, molecular function: intracellularly calcium-gated chloride channel activity.